Messenger RNA from Girardinichthys multiradiatus, 10184 nucleotides. It is a transcript of the gene fndc5b, whose product is annotated as fibronectin type III domain containing 5b. Gene Ontology annotation, molecular function: protein binding. The record is from RefSeq and is a predicted model, not a curated record. Lineage: Eukaryota; Metazoa; Chordata; Actinopteri; Cyprinodontiformes; Goodeidae. The transcript has 6 exons. Bases 386 to 1015 code for a protein of 209 amino acids.
CGGAUGUCUGUGAGCAGUGGCACGUUGCAGCCUGCGGCAGUUGCGCACUCCGUUCCUGUUACGCAGCGCUCACCUUGCCUCUCCGUCACCGGCAGCCGGACUGACAGUGUGAGCGACUAUUCCUGUGGCCAAAGCGGUAACCGAGCUCUGGAUCUAGUACCAUCUUGCUGCUCCCCCUUCAUCUCAACCCAUCCUCCUCUUCCUCCUCCUCAUUCGGCUGUUGUUGCGCCGCUGCUGCUGCUUGCAAGUUCCAGAGAGCCUCAUCUCCGGCACAACAAGUCCGCCCUCCGGUACCCCAACCCCGGAUGCUCGUCUCGCUCGCCUUAAAUGCGAUGUGAUAAAUGGGCCGCGCAGGAUGUGAAGCUCCGCAAGACAAAGCAGGAGGAUGGCUAAACCGGGCUUGUCUGCGGCGGCGCUACUGCUGCUCCUGCUGGGCUCCUUCCUCUUGGCGUCCUCCGUUAAAGCCGACGCUGUGCUGUCAGCUCCGCUUAAUGUGACCAUUAGAGAGCUGGAGGUAAACUCGGCUCUGGUGACGUGGGAGAUCUUGGAGGGAGAUCCGGUCAUUGGAUUCGCCAUCACCCAACAGAAGAAGGAUGUGCGGAUGUUGAGAUUUAUCCAGGAAGUGAACACCACCACCCGCUCCUGCGCGCUGUGGGAUCUGGAUGAGGAUACCGAAUAUAUCGUCCAUGUCCAGAGCAUUAGCAUGGGAGGCAGCAGCCCCCCCAGUCAGCCUGUUCUCUUCAGAACGCCAAAAGAGUCGGAGAAAAUGGCAUCCAAGAGUCCUGACGAGGUGACGAUGGAGGAGGUUGGUCAGACUGCCCAGCUGAGGGCUGGAGAGCUCAUCAUCAUUGUUGUGGUACUCGUCAUGUGGGCAGGGGUGAUUGCCUUGUUUUGUCGUCAGUAUGACAUCAUCAAAGACAACGAGCCAAACAACAACAAGGACAAAGCCAAGAACUCCUCAGAGUGCAGUACACCUGAGCACCCACAAGGGGGGUUACUGCGCAGCAACGUCUAGGACCAACCUUCUGUUGCCUUCUGCAAUAACCAACCUAAGACCUCAGGAUGGACCCUGAGACCAACAGAAAGCCAUUCAACAUUGAAGAACAGGAUAAACCCUUAAAGGAAUCUUCUUGACACAACAGAGAGCUCUACAAACCUGCAAAACUAAAGGCAGCCAAACUGGAAACAGCCGACAGAAAAAUGAAUUUUGCUGCAUCCAAAACAGGACCGUAGCCUCCUUGCAGCUGAUGUACAGCGGACUCUUGACAAGAGCGUCCUGAUUCAUAUGUUUUUUGUUACUCCUCAUUGGUAGCAUGGCACCCCGGGUGUUAAUUAUUGAACAUUAAUGUCAGUUUAACAUCUGGUUAACAACUCAAAGGUGGGGGAACUCAAGAUCAGCUGGUCCAGGUAUCAGUCAGCACACAACUUUAAUUAGCUUUCAUGUUUUCUGUUGGUCCAUCUGCAUUAUUCCCUUUCUGUCUUUGUUCCUGCUCUCUGUGUAGCAGCUCAUCUCUCUUCUUGUCUCACUGUGUUGGUGUCGCUCUUGUAAGCACAUUGCCGUUUGGUGCUCCUCUUACUGUGAUUGCUUGAACCCUCAACAGUCUUAGCCUUGAUUGCAGUUUGAGUUUUAUCCUUGGGUCACAAGUAUUGCAUGAAGAGUGUUGUCUCCAGCCUUUUUCUCUGACGUUAACAUCAGUUAAAUGAUGCAUCUGUUCUUUUGCCCCACUAACUGGAACUUUAAACACCCCCAUUAGUUCAGCAUUUCAGACCUGACAGGCUUAUUACCCCCACCUAUAUUUUGCCAGCACAGUGACGACUGAGUACAGAUAUGAUUAAUGCUGAAUUCAAGGAUUUACAAGGAGUCCCUGACCCACUCAUGAGUUAUUAUAACUUCCGACUGUAAAAUUACCAGGCUUCAUUUUCAGGCUUCAUUGUAUAUCAUUGCAUAUUCAGCACCAUAUGCUGUUUGUGGUCCACAGCAGGACGAGCAGGGAAUAUGGAUGGGGCAUUAUCCCCUAAUGCAAUCUGGAAUUUGGCCGGGUUUCCCAUGUGGUCUGGCUGAAGAUCAACAGGGAUGCCAGGAAGUGAAGGCCGAAAGAGGACACACUCAGUCAUGGGUUCUAUACCAGACCUAGAUCUGUCACUGAGAGCAAGGCUCUAGGAGUCCUUUUUCCACUCUCAGUAGGGGAAAACAAAAUCAAAUAGAACAAAAGUCAGACAGAACAAGAAUCCAUCCAAUGUAAGUGUAAAUGCAUGGAAGUAUACAUUUGAUCCCAAAAUAGACAGCUAGAAUAAAACCUUAUUGAUGGUACAAUAUACAAUUUCAGCCAUUUACUAGCAAAGGUUGUAAAAAGUCUUAAAAUAGAUUAAUUUACUAUUGCAGUAGCAUAAUCUCACACUGAAAAAUCUAAACUUCUGGUGAAUCAUUUAUGUGUUGCUCUGGCCAUAUGUUUUGGAUCAUUGCCAUUUUGAAAGACUGAAUGACUACUCAUUUUCAGUUUACUGGUGGAGUCCACCAUUUUUUUUAUUUAAAAUGCCUUGAUAUAACAAAUACCUUGAUGCCAUCCACUUUAACAAGGUUUCCAUGUCCUUAAGGAAGAAAUUGGGCCAACAGCAUCACAGAUUUGUCACAAUACUUGAAUGUAGCCAUGGUUGAGUUCGAGGAUUGACAAGGAGUCCCUCACCCACUUGUGAGUUAAACUUUUGCCCCUUUUCCAUUAGUAUCCUCCUUUCCAUAGUAUCUACCUUACAGGGUCAGGUCGGGUUGGGUCAGGUCAGCUCUACACAGUUUGGUUCGUUUUACAAUUUAGUACCAUUUCAAUGUGAACGGAAUCAUCAAUAGCAAGGCGGCCCCAUGGUUUGAAAAGGUAACGUGAUGUGAUUUUUAGUGACACAAACAGAACAGCCUUGACAGCCGCUCAGUCAAUGGCUGUUAUCAGAUACACCCAGAAUUUUCACAGUGCCCAUCUCUGGUCCUCUCUGCCACGUUACAAACUCUUUACUACAAGGUACUACUAAUUAUGCAUCCUUUAUGGUCAAUAACAGCAAUUACACUGCCUCCGCAGGGCGGCGUAGGUUGACACAGGGCGGCGUAGGGCGGUGUCGUGCAUACGGCCAUCUGGCAAAAGUUUACCUGAUUCUGAUUUCGCCAGAUGCCAGAUGGAGUUAGGUGGGGGUCAAUAUAAACCUCCAAAGGGCAGGGCGGAGCGGAGUGAUAUGCUACGUUAUAAACCGCACACAAACCUGUUUGCGUCAGCAAAGCUGAUCUACAAACAAGGUGGUAAUCGGAUUGCGUGUGCAAAAUCAGCAAAACUGCUGGCUCAAACUUUUUAGCAUGUCUGCCUAUAUUUAUUCCAAUAGAUAUGAUAAUGACCCAAACACGCAAAUUCAUGGGAGGAGGAUAUGCAAAUGUCAUCCCUUACCACCCGCAAUGCGAUUUUCAAAGCCUGAAACCGUUUGCGGGCACAAUGUUUGCAUGUGGAUUUAGUACGUUUGAAAUGCGGAUGCUAACUGGGACGCAAAAAUGUCAUUGCUGUCACUUUGGCCAGAAGGAGGUAUAGAUAGAAUGAGAGAUGACAGGGAGAGAGAAUCUUCUGUACAUAUGUCAACAGAUUUGGGUUGUCAAAAAUAAAAAUAUUAAAAAUAGAUGAGAAUAUAAGAUUCUAUGUAGGAUUAUCUAAGCUCUGAUUUGGAGCCAGUCACAAACAAAAGCCAUGAUAUUUCUCCUAUGUUAAAUCUUUUCAACACUUCAUUCAACAUCAUUCCAGCGUAACAAUGCUGUUAGUGAUCAUCUGCUGAACAUGCACAAACCGGAUCAUGGCAAAAUGCAUACAUAACUGAUCAAGCGCGCACUGUAAUCGCACAUCAUUAAAAGACCCACUGUGCUUUGAUGUUGAUAAUAAUAAUUAAUAGGAAAGAACUAAAGACAUUAUAAGGCAGAUUAAAUACUCCAUUUGCAAACUGGAUGCUAAUAUCACUUCUUAGCAGGUGACAAAAAUCACCAUUUUAAGGCAACAUUAUUGAAAGUGACGUAAUUGCAGGGCAAUCGGAGCUGGAUUAGUUUGAUUACAUUGGUUAAAUGUGAACAUAUGCAAGGGGAGGGUUUUGUUUAUGUAGUAAAAAAUUAUUUUGUGUCACCAAAAAACAAUUCAAACAAUCAAACAUGUUUUAUAUCAUUAAAAUAUUGGUAAAAUAAACAAAAGGAAUUAAAAUAGUAAAAUCAUUGGAAAAUGAUUUAUUUUUAUGUACAUAAAUGUUCAAUUUAACUUUAUAUGGUUAACAUGAUUUUCAAUGAAAUCAUCCUUCAUUCUCUUUUUUUAUGACAUCGUAUCCAUGUAUUAUGAUCAUGAUUCAUGUGAUACUCUAAAGAUUAAUCUCUCAUUUCAUCAUGUGAAAUUGUUUUUGUUUCAAUAUAGUGAUACACUUCUGUAAAAGAAAAGAGAAUUAAUAGCAUGAAUGGGACUCCCGGACUUCACAGCUUUAGAAUGUGAAUAUUCAGUGAUUUAUAUUUCAUUGAUUUAAUUGUGAGGGUUUAAUUAAUUUCUUGCAUGGAUACAUGGAAGGAUUUCGCCUCAUUUUGACACUAAGCUAUUCUUCAAAAUAGGAAAGACAAGAAAGCAAGGGAGAUAACUUCCUAAAUCAGGAAUUGGCUGAUAGAAUAACUACUUGCCCAUAUCUACAGUCGGGUCAAUAAUAUUUUUUUAACAACUGAAACUGUACAUAACAAGGCAGAAUAUGGAUCCAAAUUUGUCUUGCCACUAUUGCCACUACACACAGUAAGGAGGAUGAUAAAAGACGUAUAAAAGUUACAAGGCCCACUGUCAAAGAGCUGCAGAGAUUUUUUUCAAUCAAGGAUUAUGUUGAAGCAAUAAAAGAUAAAUCUGUUUUAACAAAAUGUAAAAAUAGUUUAACUCCCUGAAAAAUAAGAAUGUUAUUUUUUUUUUUAAACCUAACUAUUUGCACACUUGGAAAUUCUUGAGAAAAUAUGACCUUCUCACUUAUUCAGUUAGCACUUCAUCAACUAUUCAUAGAAAGGAGCAAAAGACUUAAUCAAAAUUACUUAACUGAAGAUUAGGCUUCACUGUCUUCUUUUGGGCUUCUGUUCAAUUAGACUUUUCUGUUUUUCUGUCCGGACCGCCAGCAACCAAUUGAGUUCAGUCCGAAAGUCAGUCAGAAAAACACUUCCAGACUAAAGUCAGCAGAGGUUCUCCUUAUUAGAGAUAAUGAGUGCACGCCUGAGUGCUCCGCUGGAUGAGAUGUCUUCUAAUCAUCAGCCCGGAUGUGUUCAUGCAUACACACAUUUAGGUUAGAUUUUGAUACUGUCUUGAGCUGGGAGAAAAGCAGCCAUUUUGUUCCUUUUUUAAAUCUUCAGACUGGUGUGGACAGUGUCUCAACCUGCUAUCCAUUUAUCCACCUUCUUCCUCUUUCAUCAGCCCCUCUCCAACCGUCUCCUGUCCUCAGCCUCUUUUGUUCUUUCAUUCAUGACUUUACCCUCAUUUUCCUUCACUUUGUUGAAAACUCUGUCUCCCUUUUUAUUAAUCUCUAACCAUUCUUUCUUAGUUCUUCAUUUCAGCGCCAGCCCCCAGCCAAGCUCCCUUGAUUCUUAUAUAUCCACUCUCAUUAUAUCCACUCUCAUACUCUCCGUUAGCCGCCUUUUGCCGCUCCGCAUGAGCUCUUUGCUCUCCUAUUCUAGGCCCGCCCCACUGCCUAUCCCUCGCUUCUCUGCUUAUUUAUCACCUCUUUGUCCCAGACUGGCUGGAAUGGCCGCUUCACCCGGUAAACAAGUGAGAAAAUUUACAGGCUGUAGGAAUAAAUGAAAAGGUCGAACACAGAGGAAGGGAAGAAUCGACCAUUUUUCACUACUUAUAAGCAUAUACCUGGAUUGUAUUACUGUGACUCUCUGCAGCAACUGUCUUUUAUUAGCCUAGACAAUUACAAAACAUUUGGUCAGGUUUUCACCAUCAGAUCUUCUUUUAUUUAAGCAGAAAACGCUGAAAGUGAUGUAUACUCUGAGGUUUGGUGUGUAAAAAUAUCAGCUUUUUUACUGUUGCACAGACAGAGUAAAAUCAUCAGAUUUGUAAUUGUCGAGGCAUGCGCUUCUUGAGGAAAUGACAGAAGUAGGGCACAGUGUAGGGCGCAGUGGCUGCCAUUGUCAAACGGCAGAUUUAAACAACAAGCGUAACAGAUAAAUCAGUCGGAGGGGAGAUGGAUGUCAGGCUUUAUCCAAAGCAAAGCACCUGCAGGUCUGAGGUAGAGUCAGAGGUAGCCUGUAAGAAGCUGUGAGGAUUUAAAGCCAUUGUUGUUUCUCCGUCUGCACAGGUAAAGCAGAUGAAAGCCAGAGGAAAGACUCCACUCAGCAAAUCUGGAGAUAUUUUUAAACCGCCCACCCUGUUUUUGUUUUAUUCACUGCCCUGCUUUCAACAUGCAGUCAUUGUGAAGUGGAGAUCUGGAGGAGGCCCAGAUUUUUAUGGAGAUGUUGUGAUUAACAGAAUUAACAAAAUGGGCUACAUUAACUUUCCAGAUUUUAUUUAAAGACAUUAAGGUAAAAGAGCCUGAAUAGAUACAAUAACAAUUAUGAAAGUCCUGAAUCCUUUACCUUCCACUUUACAACCUUGUGUUCUCGAUGAUCAAAAUCCCAAGAAAAUACAUUAAAGAUUGUGGUUGCAACAUGACAAAAUGUAAAAAAAAUGAUGAAGGGGUAUGAAUACUUUUGUCAGACCCUGGAUACUUUGUAGUUUUCUAAUCAGGGCUCUAAACCUAACUAUUUCCUUCCUCUGCCCUUCAAAGGACCAUUUCAAAGUUUAUUGAAUUUCCUCUGAUGUUAAAAGCAGCUUGGGGUGAUUAGGUCCAAAACUGUUUAUGACAAGCUAAGCUUGAUAUGUUUAAGAUGUCUAAGUCACACCUCACCGUUUUGAUCCAAACAGUUUUGGCUUUUAAGAACCACCCAUCACCACCAGUUAUUUAAUAAUCUACUAAUAAUCUACUAAUGAAGGCCAUUUAAAUUUUGGGCUUUGACUGAUUGAUUUAUUUGGGGGAGGCGGAUGAAACAACAUGCAACUUUGCUGUUGUCGUGGUAUAAUUCUCCCUGGAUAUUUGACCACUCUUAUCAGCAGGACUUGUAGAGAUUAUUUAAAUUUGUUGUUUCCGUGGCCCAUAUCCAGCUGUAAGGAAGAGUUUGCAUGUUUUUGAAAGUUUAAGGUCUGGGCCACUCCAGAAGCCUAGCGUUGGCCUGCCUUAUCCAUUCCAAAACCUGUUUUCAGAUAUGUUUGGGAUCAUUGCCCUGUAGGAAUACGCAGUUAGGUGCCAGCUUCAACCAGCUAAAUCUGGAUUGGAGAUGAAGUUGAAUAAUGUGAAGUUAGUCCUCCUCCUUUUUUUAUUGGUCCAGCAAUUGUACAAUACACUAGUCCCACCAGCACCAAAGUACCCCUUUACCAUGAUCCUACUACCGCCAUGCUAGACAUGUGAGACAGUUUUCUUUGGUUUAACAGCUUCACCUUGACUCCUCCAAACAUUCUUCUUGUCACUGGGGCUACACAGCUUUAUCAUUGUCUCGUUUGACCCUAAAACCUUUCUCCAUAAGGUAUGACUUAUGGAGAAAGCUAGCAAUGGUAUUGUUGGCUUUGAAGUUGGGGUUCUUCUUUUUUGGUCAGCACCGUUUUUGUACAUGUUGGUGUGAAAUUUGCUUCACUGUGGACGGAAACAUUGGUGUUCCAAUCUCUAGGCUUGGGUCUUAAUUUAUCUAAGGCUGUCAACUUUGGUCAGAUCAUUGGAAAGUAAUACGAAAUGUCCACUGGAACUUGUUUUGGAACAGAUGAAGCAGCUAUAUAAAUAAGCUACUGUAAAGGCCUUUGCCUAGAGGCUAUGUCCAUUUAAAUGAGUUCUACAAAUUAUGCUCAGAAGAUAUGAUCCAAUUUCCAGCCAGAACUACGCUAGAAGCCUGUUGAUGACUACAAACAGUGUGUUAUUUAGUUGCAACUUGCUCAGGGACUUUGAACGGAAUAAUAUAUAUUUGGUCCUGUAAUUUUGACCUAGUAUGGAUUAGAGAAAUUUCACAAUAAAUCUCAUUUUAUGCACCAGAUUUAGCUUUCUUUAUAUUUUGUAUUACAAAAUUCAUCUUUGACAAAGUAAGGUUGAAAUAAAUGAAAUAAAAUAAAUAAAAUGAAUAAAUGAAAUGAAUAAAAGUAAAAUCUAACACAUGGCUGUAAUGAGUCAAUGUAAACUUCAGAUGAAUAAUUAAGGUCAUUUCUGUCUCUGAUACUCUGUCUUCCACUUCAAGUUAAACUAGCAGGAAAGUGGUGAAUGUUGGUGAACAGAUCAAUGUAUGAAAAUGCAGGAACUAUACAGACCUAAUGACGGCCAAACUUGCGGAAAAUGUAGCAUCAUUCUUGAGCAAACCCUGGAUUAUUAUUUCUUUUACUCAUACUCAGAUUAAUAAUUUAAUAAAUAAUCAUAAUAUAGAGCAUGAAUAAAAAAAAAAUGGAAGGAAUUUGGUAAAUCCAAAGGACUUUUUGGAUCAUCAAGGCUACUUGCCUGAGCAAAUUGUUGUUGAAUAGACAUAGAAAAGGCAAGUUAUUGUCUGUCUAAGCGAGGGAAAGUUGUGGUUAAAAAGUGAAAGCUGAAAAGACCUUUACAGAAAGACAUCCAUUGAUGUCUUAAUGUAGUUGAAAGGUGGUUGGGAUGAUCUAAUGGUCAAUCAAUUUUGACUCACAGCGCCUUUGGUUAAGAUAACUUUCAACUGAACAUAUAACAUGAAAAAGUCAGAUUUUCUACGGAUUUUUCUGAGCUGACUGAAGACAAUAUUUGGCCAACCUGAAAAGUGCCAUCGGAAAACAUGUCCUUGGAUGUCAAGUGCUUGCAGCCAGCUGGAUAACUAACUUUUUAUUUUGUUUCUUGAUCAAUCUCAGGAAACACGUUCUGAACGUGUUCUCAGAACGUGUUCUCAGAACACGUUCUGAGAACACCUUUCUGGGUGCCACAAUCAAACUGAAGUAGAGGGUGAUAAAAGCACAACUGUGCCUAAUGACUGUAAUACUAUUGAGCAUGAAGCAGUACUUUUUCUGUAUUGGUCUAAUCCAAGCACACAAACACACACGCUUAAACACUCACUCAUCCGCCAACUCUAUUCCCUUUGCUGGCUGCUGUCCAAAGGGACCCAUUUGAGGAUGUGGCAGAAGGCAGGUUUGGGCCAGACAGCUCAGUCACUGUCUAUCUGAAGCUACAGGAGGUGGCUGAACAGCUGCUCAAGGUGAGCACCCAGUCAAACGUGCAAAUAUGGAGCUCAACCCUUAAUGAGACCAAAAGAGAGAGACAGAGAGAGGGACGAACACAAACUCAGAAGGAAAGUGUACUCCUGAAUUCAAGUUGCUACUGAUGCAGAGCACCACAGAAGGUCUUUGCACCCAGUGGGAAAGUCACUGUGAGAAGUUUGUAUGUUAACAUGUCUGUUGUAAUAUGAAGGUGCCAACAUUAGAGCAAAUACGAGGAAAUCACUGAUAGAAACCAUUCCAGGAAAAGGAAAUUAGCAUGAUGAAGGAUCAGAUAAGUCAUUCUGCUUGUCUAAUUGUGUUCGACUAAUUGUAAAUCCUUGUUCUGCUUUGUGUCCAUUAAUGCACUGCUGCAGGAGGCUUACUCUCUAUUGCAUCUUUCCUCAGUAAGAUAUUUGUUUGGAUGUAUGAAACCCUCGUUAUGGCUACAGUGUGAGUUAACUAAUCUCAUGUCCCCGUAGCACAGUUAGUCCCUGUAAUACACCCCCUUAAAUCAAACUUAAGUUUACAUUUUUGUUAACCAACUGAGGCCUACAAAAUGGCUUAAUCCCCCCUAGACAUGCCUACACUGUAGAUAACUGAAUAAGCAAAGAACCUUAGAUAAUCCCACUAAGGCCCUAGACUAGUAAAGAAUGAGGCCUUUUGCUUACGGCUUAUAAUUGUAAUUUAAGUUUAAGCAAAUAACCAAGAAGCAUGGAUUCAUAGCGGAACAACAGAGUCUGUGUUUUAUGUACAAUCACAACAUCUGUGUUGACAUUUUGAUGUUCAUGGGAUAAAACCUGUUCAUGAGGGCUAGCAUGACACUGCUAUCGUUCACAUCCCAAGGUAUACAUAUAAAUAUAUAUAUACUAUUUCUAUGAAAAUAUAAAUGUCUAAUUAUGUAUUGACACAAAAUAAAUAAAAUAUUUUCAAUGCACCAUU